CAGCCCAAACUACAAUCUGACCGAACCCAAGCACUCCUACUCUCACCUCAUUUCAGCGAUUUACACCCUAUUCUAAAAAUUGCGUUGACAAUCCAGAUGGUUGUAGGCCACUUAUCUCUCACCUUCACAUAUUGAAAAACUUCAUCAAUUAUCAAAAGACUCCAUGCUCACCCUUCAUCCAAAUUACCUCAAGCCAUGGCAGUGUCACCCAUCAACACCAAACCAACCCAGAAAUCCCCGCUUCUCUCUCCUACCCAAAUCCAGAACUCUUCAUUCAAGAACCAUCACAUCAAACACCCUCCAUGAAAACAACCAAACAACACAACCCUCCUCAGCAAGCAAAAUCAAACGCCUAGUUCUCAGCCCAGAGGGCAGAACCAAACUCAACACGUACCCUGACCGAGAUUUCUAUGCCUUCCCUCGCUUUGUCACCCAUGUCGACGACAACUUUAUUGCCACAUUGACUGAACUUUACAGAGAAAGGUUGAGCCCUGGCUCAGAGAUUCUUGACCUUGCUAGCUCAUGGGUUAGCCAUCUACCCAAAGAAGUUGAGUACAAAAGAGUGGUGGGACAUGGGCUCAAUGCACAAGAGCUUGCCAAGAACCCAAGGCUUGAUUAUUUUUUCGUCAAGGAUCUUAAUUGUGAUCAGAAACUUGAAUUGGAGAGUGGCUGUUUGGAUGCUGUGUUAUGCACUGUUAGCGUGCAGUAUCUUCAGCAGCCAGAAAAGGUGUUUGCAGAGGUGUUUCGGGUGCUGAGGCCAGGUGGAGUGUUCAUAGUUAGCUUCAGUAAUCGAAUGUUCUAUGAAAAAGCCAUCGGUGCAUGGAGAGAGGGGACUGCGUACAGUCGGGUACAACUGGUCAUGCAGUACUUCCAGUGCAUUGAAGGAUUUACAGAGCCAGAAAUUGUUCGGAAAUUGCCAGCCACUGGUGGUGCUCAAGGGGACAGAUCGCCUUUCGGUUGGAUCAUGAGAUUGUUGGGAUUGUCUUCUGGGUCAGACUCUUUCUAUGCAGUGAUCGCUUACAAGAACUUCAAACCCAUACACGAAUGAAUCCCUUUUAUUUCUGAGAACACAUAUCAGAUUGCUUAUCGCUGAAUACAAAGUCAUGUGUAUUUAUUAAUGUGUGUGCUCAAAUAUCUUUUGUGUUUAGUGUUAAAAAAAAGUCGUGUAAAAUUUCGUUUAAUGUAUAAUAGUACUCUUAAAUA
Molecule: messenger RNA, 1203 nt
Organism: Camellia sinensis
Lineage: Eukaryota; Viridiplantae; Streptophyta; Magnoliopsida; Ericales; Theaceae
Source: RefSeq, a predicted model, not a curated record